GAAACGAAACAGUUACGCCCGGGCGCCCGGCGUCCGCCACUCCGCCUCCUCCGAGGUGGAAGUGGUCAAGUGGAAGUGGGAGUGGAAGUGGGAGUGGAAGUGGAACUGGAACUGGGGGACACCCCAACAACCCAAGCCGAUCCCACCCUGCUCUAGUCUCCUCGGCGAGCGACACGCUCGGAUCGGUCCCCGCUCCUCCUCCUUCAGUCCUCCGCCGCCUACCUCACCCUCUCCAAUCCAAUCCACGACCCGGCCCCGGCCCCGGCGGAUACCCAAUGGCGACGGAGCUGCUCCCCGUGGUGGACCUUCGGGCGCUCUCGCAGCCCGACCUGGACGCCCUCGCCGCCGCCUCCGCGCACGCCCUCGCGCCGCGGACCUGCCACGAGGCCGACCCGCUUCCGCCCCUCAAGAUCGAUCGCGCCGUCUUCAACGAGAGCGCCGGUUCCCGGAAGCAGACCUUCUCCCGCCGCCGCCUCGGCGCUGCCGCCUCCGCCUCCUCCUCCUCGCUCUCGUCCGCCCGUCACACAUCGUCCGCGCAGUCGUCCGCCGGGCGGAAGAUCGACCCCGAGAGCGACCUCGUCGCGUACCACCUCCGCCGCCUCUUCGUCCACGAUGACUCCUCGCUCCCGCCCCCUCCCGAGCCCCAAACCCUAGCCUUACUACAAGAACCCUCCUCCCCUCCGCCGCUGCCCCCCGACCCCGACCGGGAGACCACUAACGCCAAGGGGGUCUCCGUUGACCUACUCAAGCUUGCGGGAUUGGUGGACCCCUACGACGCCGAGCUGCACAGGCGGACAGCCGGGAUGGCUUCCGACACCGAGCUGCAGGGUUUUAUCGACAGCCUCGCAGGGAAGUGGGUCAGCCAGAGGCAGCGGAGGAAGUAUGUGGACGCCUCCUUCUUUGGAGAUCACCUCCCUCGCGGUUGGAAGCUGCAGCUCGGGCUCAAGCGGAAAGGGGGAUCCAUCUGGUUGCGUUGCUUCAGCUACGUGAGCCCCAAGGGAAGUCAUUUUUCUACUUGCAAGGAUGUUUCUGCAUACCUCAUGGCACUUCUUGGGUAUCCAGAGCUCAAACCAGCCACUAAUAAGUAUGAAAGCACAGGACAACCUUACUCGAGUGCUAACGAUGGUGAUGAUAGUGCUUUAUGUUUUCAAGAUCAAAUUGGUUCAAUUAUGGACAAGACGAAUGUGCAUUCAAUUUCUUCUCUUACCUUCUCCAGCUAUUCCAGUGAUCCAAAUGAUGUGAAUGAAAGGAACUUAAACAAAGCAAAUGUUUAUCAAUGCCAGAAAUGCAAUUUGACUUUCGGUGACCGGACUUCAUAUGCGCAACACCAUUUGGCGUAUCAUGAAAUGAGUGUUAAGAGGCGUAGGACUGGCAAGUUUGGUGAGCCAGUAGUAGGGAAAGAUGGAAAAUUUGAAUGCCCUAUUUGUCAUAAGACCUUUGAGGAGGAACCACAGUACUUUGGUCAUGUCGGAUCUCAUGCAAGAUAUGAAGGUUUAGCUCCUGAAGCAUUCUUGGAUAAGGCUACUUCCAGAAGGGCAGCUAAUGAUUCAUUGGCAGAAAUUCCAUUUAGCCUUCAGGAAUUGACUGAAUCACAUGGACAGAACAACAAGGUUUCUUAUGGUGAAAAGGGUUUUCAGCACCACAAUCAUUCAAAUAAACAUGGUGAUAAUAACCUUACAGCCAUUGAUCUUUUUGGUACAAAUUAUUCGGAUAAUUUCAUCAGGCCAAAUAAAACUUGGGGUAGUCCUGAAGAGGGACCUUCCUGUAAUGAUGCUCCAAGUGUAUCUAGAUAUACAAAUUUUACAGGCCAUGCUGAUGUGAUAGUUUCAGAAAGGGCAUCAAUCUCCAAUAAUCAAUCUGUUAGCAACAUUAAUGGCUUUAUAUUUAGUGAUCAGCCGGGAGGUAACCAUGUUGUCAGACCUACUGCCUCUGUAACAGCCAAUCAUUAUGAGGACCAGAUUAUUGAUCGUGGCAGGGCUGCUCCGAAUGCUGACAAUAAUACUGUGAAAGCAAGAGAUGUCAACCUUAAUUCAUGUGCAAGUGCAAGUACAAUAUCUUUCCCUAUUGCUUAUGCAAAUAAUGAAACAUCAGCUGCCCUUAAUGAAGCUAAUCGGUCAUCUUCUACUGCCAAAUGUUUUAGUGGCAGUUUUAAUAACAACGAUGGUGCAUGUAGUGCGUCUUCCUCUUGUGGACCAACCAAUAAAAUAUCUAGUUCAUUUGGCACAUCAAGCAAAACCCAAGCUGCUGGCUCCAGAAGCAUUGGUGCAAGCUAUGAACCUUAUGGUGAAGAUUGUAGUGCCCUUAAAGCUAACCCUUUUGCCAGCAAGAACAAUACCUCAGUGUAUCAGUACAAUUUGGCCACACAGCCUGUCUAUGCAGUGGCAGCUAGGGCAGAUUGUUUUGCUUCUGGUUCAGAGCAGACAAAAAACAGUGAUAAAGAACUUGCAUCCAGUGCCAAGCAACGGAUUGAUAACGUGGAGAACAGAACAAGUAAAGAAGCAGGAUUUGUCGCGGAAGCUUAUAAUAGUGGUGCUUUUAAUGGUGGUAUUACCGAAAAGGGUUUUGCACAGAUCAGUAACAGUUUUACUCACAUAAAGUCCAAUGCUUCUGGCUCUUGUUCACUACCUGAAUCAAAAACUCCAACAAAUGGAAGUGAUAGCAACUGCAUCAAGGGCUCUUUGGUUAAUAGAGGUGAUGAUAGCUUCACAAAGGUCUCAAUUGUCAAUAGACCCAUCAACAACAAUGAAUCAAAUGUAGCUAGACUUGAGGCGAUGGGAAAGUUGAAUGAUGAGAUGCAAAACCGCUAUAACUAUCAUGCUCCUGGUAUUGACCCUCAUGUUGCAGCUAGUGCUAGCCGGAAUGCCAAUGGUUUUAUGCCUAUGCAGGCCAAUUUUGGUUGCAUGUCCUCUACAGUUCAAUCUGUUGUUGAUGUUUCAGUAUCCAGCACAUCUCAAGAUCAGUGUGAUUUGCAACUUGGAUUUGGUGCACAGAAGCAGCAGAUAUUUUCUAACCAUGGAGAGCUUAGAACGGCUACACCUGGAUCCCCUCUGCCUGGGAGCAUUGCCAGAAAAGAUUCUGUACCCACUGAACCCUCACAUUUUGGGAGCAUGAAUGGACCUAAAUCUUUUCCCACUGGAACAUCUCAGUUUGGGGGCUUUGCAAAGCCUACUUUUGUGCCUGCUGCGCCUUCUCAGUUUGGGAGCAUGGCUCAAGCUAAUUAUGUACAUUCUGCUCAAUCCUCCCAAUUCACAAGCUGGGUUCAACCGAAUUCUAUUCCUCCCGCUGAAUCCUCUCAGUUUGGAAGCAAAGCCCAAUCUAGUUCUGUGCCCCCUGCUAAUACCUCUCAGUUCAGGGGCAUGGCUGGACAAAAUUCUGUACCUCCUGCUCAGUCUUUUGGGAGCACGGUUCGACCAAAUUAUGUAACUCCAGAAUCCUCACAGUUUGGGAGCAUGGCCAGACCAAAUUCUGUCCCUCCACAGUAUGUUAACAUGCCCAGCCAAAAUUUUGUGAGCUCAUCCGAGCCAACACUGGUUUUGGGGUAUGCACCACAGAUUGGAAGUGGCCCUCCACCUCAAGUACAGUUAGGAUGGGAUUUGUCCUUGCCAAGGAUGGUUACUGGCGGCAGCAUGGUCACUUGUUUAUGUAUAUGGUGCAACAGUCAGUUCCAUCAUUUUGGCCCUGUUGAUGGACAGCAGCCCAGUUCUUUUGGCUUCAUUUGCCCCACCUGUAAAGAUAGGAUGUCUGGUCAUCACAGUGUGCCCAACAAUGGUUCAUGGCAGCCUUGAGGUGCAGCGCUGUCUGGUUAAUCAUCUGUAUUGCUGCAUUCGAGGGAUCUUGUGGUUUUCUGUACACUACUCAUGCCUGUCGACUGUCAAGGUCUGAAAAUGGUCUUCUCAAGCAGCAGUUGUCCGUCCUCCAAGUUGAGUGGACUGCCAAGGAAUGAACGGCAUCUCUGUAUCAACAGUGUCAGCUGGGAGCUGGUGUAGUAGGGUAAUGAGAGAAGCUACUUUUCAAGAUAGCAAUGGGAGACCAUGAUGAAUCCAGGCCAUAUUUAUAUUUUUUCUUGAAUCCACCAGUUACGUUACGUGGGAAUGUCUUGAGUUCACUGGUUGCAUUACAUCUGGAAUUUUGCUGCCCUCGGAUGACCCAGCCACCUUUGCAUUGGGCUCCGAGGAUGUUGCCACUCAGCUUCCCCAUGUUUUGGUUUACUUUGAGUUCUAGCAGCGAUGGGAGUGGCCUUUGUUAUUGCAGUGUCUUGGUGGCUGUGUAAAGUAUGCGUUAGCUCUAGCUGUCUCAGGUUUAAUUUGUCCCCAUUGAAGUAGUUGUGCCUUUGUCGAUGAUUGCUCAUUUAAGUUGUGUAUACUCAAGCUGAAAAGGCUGAAGGUAAUUGUAAGUGUUAGCUCGACGAGCAUAGCCUAACGUCCGCUCUCCCUACUACACAGAUAGGAGCAAAAACGACGCCCCCAGCAAAUUCCAAACACGGAAACACCUGAGAAGGCUAAGGGGCCAUUCGUUUCUUCCAGAAUAGAGGAAUAAAAUAAUUUCUAGCU
Molecule: messenger RNA, 4550 nt
Organism: Zea mays
Lineage: Eukaryota; Viridiplantae; Streptophyta; Magnoliopsida; Poales; Poaceae
Exons: 4
Coding region: 276-3785 (1169 amino acids)
Molecular function (GO): DNA binding
Source: RefSeq, a predicted model, not a curated record